AUGAAUCUCUGUCAACGCCUUCUUCUUCGAUUACUCAUCGCAAUUUCCGUCAUCUCGAUCGCCGUCCAAUCUCUCGAAUGUAUCCAAUGUGCUCCAAACAGCGCCUGGUAUUCGGAACAAGAAGAAGAGAGGAGAAUCGAAGCGUGUCGCCAAGGGUUAGUUGCCCCAACAGAAUGUUCCAACGCUUCUCACACUCACUGCAUUGUCAACUGGUAUCGAACAGGCGGAAGUUCCGAGAAAAUGGUGAUGAAAAGACAUUGUGGUGUUGAAUCUGAUGUGACGGGAUGCACUCUCUACAAUUCGAAAAUCAGUAGAAAAGUCCGCAGACAUUUGCUCAGCCGUGAUGACUCACACGAUCGCAGAGAAUCCGCUUCUUCAUUCGUUGAGGUCUGUUCUACAUCAUGCCCAACUGGAGACUGCGUCAACUCUUCCAACCUCCGUGGAGCCCUCCUCCCAAUCGUCUUCUCACUCAUUUACAUUAUCUACAGUAACCUCAAUUAA
Molecule: messenger RNA, 501 nt
Organism: Caenorhabditis briggsae
Lineage: Eukaryota; Metazoa; Nematoda; Chromadorea; Rhabditida; Rhabditidae
Exons: 6
Coding region: 1-501 (166 amino acids)
Source: RefSeq, a predicted model, not a curated record